This is a messenger RNA of Thlaspi arvense, 1746 nucleotides long. The record is from the annotation of a GenBank genome assembly. NCBI's taxonomy places the organism in Eukaryota, Viridiplantae, Streptophyta, Magnoliopsida, Brassicales, Brassicaceae.
AUGGCCUCUUCUUCUCUUUGUUUCCCUACGACUUCGGCUGUUCGAAUUCCAACUGACACGGCCAGAUUCUUCUUCUCCCCUCGCCGUGUGGCUACCCACUUGAGGACCCGGAUUGAUGUCCGCUCCUCUUUGGAUUCCGAUGUCUCUGACAUGAGCAUUAACGCGCCAAAGGGGUUGUUUCCAACAGAACCUGAAUAUUAUCGCGGGCCAAAACUAAAAGUGGCUAUUAUUGGGGCUGGGCUUGCUGGCAUGUCAACUGCAGUGGAGCUGUUAGACCAGGGGCAUGAGGUUGAUAUAUAUGAGUCCAGAUCUUUCAUUGGUGGGAAAGUUGGUUCUUUUGUUGAUAAACGUGGAAAUCACAUUGAAAUGGGGCUUCAUGUUUUCUUUGGUUGCUAUAAUAAUCUUUUCCGAUUGAUGAAAAAGGUUGGUGCUGAUAAAAAUCUACUUGUGAAGGACCAUACACACACUUUUGUAAACAAAGGGGGCGAAAUUGGUGAACUUGAUUUUAGGUUUCCAAUUGGAGCACCAUUACAUGGAAUUCGUGCAUUCUUGUCUACAAAUCAGCUUAAUACUUACGAUAAAGCAAGAAAUGCUAUGGCUCUUGCCUUAAGUCCAGUUGUGAAGGCUCUUGUUAAUCCAGAUGGAGCAAUGAAAGACAUCCGGGAUCUGGAUAAUGUAAGCUUUUCCAACUGGUUCUUGUCCAAAGGUGGCACACGUGCAAGUAUCCAAAGAAUGUGGGAUCCUGUAGCUUAUGCUCUCGGGUUUAUUGACUGCGAUAAUAUCAGUGCACGUUGUAUGCUCACUAUAUUCGCAUUGUUUGCCACUAAAACAGAGGCUUCCUUAUUGCGCAUGCUUAAAGGAUCUCCUGAUGUUUACUUAAGUGGCCCCAUUAAACAGUAUAUCAUGGACAAAGGGGGCAGGUUCCAUUUAAGAUGGGGAUGCAGAGAGAUACUUUAUGAGAGAUCUAAUAAUGGGGAGACAUAUGUGACAGGGAUUGCCAUGUCAAAGGCCACUCAGAAGAAAAUUGUGAAAGCUGAUGCCUAUGUUGCAGCAUGUGAUGUCCCUGGAAUCAAAAGAUUAUUGCCCUCUCAGUGGAGGGAGUUGGAAUUCUUUGACAAUAUUUACCAGUUAGUUGGAGUACCUGUGGUCACAGUGCAACUUAGAUACAAUGGUUGGGUCACUGAGUUACAGGAUUUAGAACGAUCAAGGCAACUAAGGCAAGCUUCUGGGUUGGAUAAUCUCCUUUACACACCAGAUGCAGAUUUCUCUUGCUUUGCAGACCUUGCUCUUGCAUCCCCGGAAGACUACUACAUUGAAGGACAAGGCUCAUUGCUCCAAUGUGUCCUUACACCUGGUGACCCCUACAUGCCAUUAUCAAAUGAUGAAAUUAUAAAGAGAGUUUCAAAACAGGUUUUGGCUUUAUUCCCAUCAUCGCAAGGUCUGGAAGUUACUUGGUCAUCUGUGGUCAAGAUUGGUCAAUCUUUAUAUCGUGAGGCACCUGGUAAAGAUCCGUUUAGACCUGAUCAGAAGACACCUGUGAAGAACUUCUUCCUUGCUGGAUCAUACACAAAGCAGGAUUACAUAGAUAGCAUGGAGGGGGCUACUCUCUCUGGAAGACAAGCCUCUGCUUAUGUAUGUGAGGCUGGGGAGGAAUUGACAGCGUUAAGGAAAAAGCUUGCUGCCUCUGAAAUCAACGGACUCGCUGGAUCUGCUCCGAAUAUGACUGAUGAGUUGAGUCUUGUCUAA